Molecule: messenger RNA, 1683 nt
Organism: Chenopodium quinoa (quinoa)
Lineage: Eukaryota; Viridiplantae; Streptophyta; Magnoliopsida; Caryophyllales; Amaranthaceae
Product: 3-hydroxyisobutyryl-CoA hydrolase-like protein 3, mitochondrial
Exons: 11
Coding region: 86-1393 (435 amino acids)
Biological process (GO): L-valine catabolic process
Cellular component (GO): cytosol
Molecular function (GO): 3-hydroxyisobutyryl-CoA hydrolase activity
Source: RefSeq, a predicted model, not a curated record
CACAAACAAUCGACACCCACACACAAAGCCACACUCACUCCACUCAUUUUUUCUUUGUUUUACAUUACAAAUUGAAAUUCGUCAAAUGCUGAAGAUUUUAGAUCUUUCUCGAUUCUUCCUUAAUCGAUCACCUUCUUCUUCCCUUUUAUCCGCAAAUUAUCUUCCAUUUGCAACUCUUCACUCAUCUCUCUCUCCUCGAAGCUUCUCGAUCAUGGCUUCCGCUUCUGCUGCUGAUGAAUUCGUCAAGGGCAACGUUCAUCCCAAUGGCGUCGCCGUCAUCACUCUUGAUCGUCCUAAAGCUCUAAACGCCAUGAAUUUAGAUAUGGACAUUAAGUACAAAAGCUUCCUUGAUCAAUGGGAAGAAGAUCCAAGAGUGAAAUGUGUUCUAAUUGAGGGUAGUGCACCUCGAGCAUUUUGUGCUGGAAUGGAUAUUAAAGGUGUUGUUGCCGAAAUUCAGAAGGAUAAAAGUGGUGAUGUGAAGCAGAUCAUUACAAAAAACAAAUUAGCAGAUGUGAUUGAGAUAUUCACUGCAGAGUAUACUUUGAUAUGCAAGAUAUCUGAGUACAAAAAGCCUUACAUCAGUUUAAUGGAUGGCAUAACUAUGGGUUUUGGUAUUGGGUUAUCUGGACAUGGCCGUUACCGCAUUGUGACAGAGAAAACUCUUCUUGCUAUGCCAGAAAAUGGCAUUGGUUUGUUUCCUGAUGUGGGGUUCUCAUACAUAGCUGCAAAAAGUCCUGGAGAAGGAUCAGUUGGUGCUUAUCUUGGGAUGACUGGUAAAAGAAUAUCUAAUCCAGCUGAUGCUUUAUAUGUUGGCCUGGGAACGCACUAUGUGCCUUCAGGAAACCUUGGUUCCUUGAAGGAAUCAUUGUUGGCGUCUACAUUUUCAGAGGAUCCUGACCAGGACAUAGCGACACUAGUGUCAAAAUACAGCUCCCAGCCAGAGUCUGAGCCACAGCUGAAGGCACUCUUGCCCCAUAUUACUUCUACCUUUGAUGCAAACAAGUCAAUCAGUGAGAUAAUUGAAGAAUUAAAAAAGCAUCAACAAAGCUCUGAUGGCGUAGUGGCUGGAUGGGCCAAGGAGGCCUUGGAAGGGCUUGGCAAAGGAGCUCCAUUCUCUCUCAGCUUAACGCAAAAAUACUUUGCUAAAGUUGCAUCAGGCCUCAGAAGUAACGAUGCUAAUUUAUCAAAAUUGAGUGGAGUGAUGAAACUGGAGUAUAGAAUUGCUCUUAGAUCUUCUCUGAGAGAAGACUUUGCUGAAGGUGUCCGUGCCGUCUUGGUUGACAAGGAUCAGAAUCCAAAGUGGAAGCCACCUAGUGUUGAGGAAGUCAAUGCACAAGAAGUGGAGACCCUUUUUGAGCCAUUGGAGCCGAGCGCUGAAGAAUUGAAGGUCUAAUUGGAAGCUCCAUUAAGUCAUUAGGUGUCUAAGCUGUGUGAUUUAGAAUAACUCAUCUUUUUAAAAUCCAUAUGAGGCACAUUUGUAACUCUGAUAAUCGAUCCAGGUUAAUGAAUAAACGAACAGCAUUUGUCAAAAACAGGAAUUAUAUAUCCUUCUGUAAUAUGAAUUCUGAGUCCAAUUUGCACUAUCAUUUUCAGGGAUUUGCAUUGUUGUGAACGAUGAGAGUAUAUGAAGUUUUUGUAUGCACUAUUUUCGAUUUAUCACAGUAACAUUUAAGUAGUUGCCAA